AUGGCUGAGCCUGGCUGUAAGACCUCUUCUAGGGAAUGCCUGGGCAUGGAGGAACCCACAGCAGCGGACCCGAAGAGCCCGAAGCACGAGCAGCCAAGCCGCCAAUGCCGCCGCCGCCACCGCCACCGCCGCCGCCGCCGCCGCCCCAACAGUUUCGCCGCCUACUUCCCCAGGGUUCUGAAGCAGGUUCACGAGGGCCUGAGCCUCUCGCAGAAGACCGUGAGCAUCUUGGAUUCGUUCGUUAAGGACAUCUUCGAGCGCAUCGCCGACGAAGCCUCUCGCCUGGCCCGCUCCACCAAGUGCUCCACCAUCACCACCAGGGAGAUCCAGACAGCCGUGCGCCUGCUGCUGCCCGGGGAGAUUGGCAAGCACGCCGAGUCCGAGGCCACCAAAGCCAUCAUCAGGUACACCGUCUGCCGAUGAGCUGCCUCCAGACCACCUGACCACCUUGCAAACCAAAGGCUCUUUUCAGAGCCACCUCACUUGGCGGGAAAAGGCCUGUAGGCUUUAAAAAGUGGGACAAACUCUAGAGUUUUUGUUCUCGUUGUGGCAUUCUGUGGAUAUUUAAAGUAGUUUUACUUUGAACCAAACAUGAUCGGCACUGCUUUCAUCUAUAUUUGCGUGCAGUUUUUCCCUUGGACAACUGUGGACUCUGCUUAACCAUGCCGCUUUUCUUGGCUUUCCUACGCGGUCAUUUCUGUUCGAUAUUUCUGUAGGUCCGCCUCAAUGGGGGUUAUUUUUGUUAUAAUGAUGUUUACCUUUUUCUCUCUCAUUCUCUCAAGAGCGUGUGGUGAAUUUUCCAGAGGUUCGUUAUGGGUGAUAUGGCAACAGAUGAAGUGCAGAAGCUGAAAUCAGAAUCCGUCUGACUUCUGUUAGGCGGGUUAUUGAAGGGAUUUUUAAGUAUCUGAAGCAACGUCAAUCUCCUUUAUGCUCUUAUAGAAAAGAUAUUUUUCAUAUGCAUUUGAAAUUUAUGUUAACGUGAUAUAAUGGGUUCCUAGUACAAUUUUUAAAUGGAUUCUGGAAUACAUAUGAACAUUGCUGUCUUAAUAUUGAGCCCUCAAUAAAUUUGGGCUGAAUAAUUUCCUCCCACAUGGCACAGGAAGGCAGCCC
Zalophus californianus (California sea lion) is the source of this 1110-nucleotide messenger RNA. Its product is annotated as late histone H2B.L4-like. The transcript has a single exon. Gene Ontology annotation, cellular component: nucleosome. Gene Ontology annotation, molecular function: DNA binding; structural constituent of chromatin; protein heterodimerization activity. The record is from RefSeq and is a predicted model, not a curated record. Bases 1 to 423 code for a protein of 140 amino acids. NCBI's taxonomy places the organism in Eukaryota, Metazoa, Chordata, Mammalia, Carnivora, Otariidae. Gene Ontology annotation, biological process: nucleosome assembly.